Messenger RNA from Conger conger (European conger), 2229 nucleotides. Its product is annotated as E3 ubiquitin-protein ligase TRIM35-like. The coding region runs from base 214 to 1617 and encodes 467 amino acids. Gene Ontology annotation, molecular function: protein binding; zinc ion binding. The transcript is spliced from 6 exons. NCBI's taxonomy places the organism in Eukaryota, Metazoa, Chordata, Actinopteri, Anguilliformes, Congridae. The record is from RefSeq and is a predicted model, not a curated record.
GUUACACGGUGGACCUUAUGAUAUGAUCUCACUGUAUGUUCAGAAGUUUAUAAUGAUAUUAAUGAUUUAACGAUAUUGUCUGAGGAUUAAAAAGUAGACAGGGGAGAACAGAGAUUUAGGAUUAAAGACAUUUUAUUUUUUAUAGCAGUAAAGUGAAACUAAACUACAGAUUUAGCAGAAGCCAUUACUGAGCUCUGAACAGACGGAGACAGAAUGGCAACUGGAUCCUCUCUCCUGGAAGAGGAGCUCUCCUGUCCUGUGUGCUCUGAAAUCUUCAGGGAUCCUGUUGUCCUGAGAUGCAGUCACAGCUUCUGUAAGGCCUGUCUGCAGCAGUACUGGGAUCAGAAGGGAUCUCAGGAGUGCCCAGUUUGCAGGAGAAGAGCUUCUAUGGAACCACCUCCCUAUAACCUGUCUCUGAGGAAUACCUGUGAGGCGUUCUUAAAGGAGAGAAGUCAGAGAGCUGAAGCAGGAUCUGAAGUGCUCUGCAGUCUGCACAGUGAGAAACUCAAACUCUUCUGUCUGGAGGAUUAUGAACCCCUUUGUGUCGACUGUUUAACAGGAUCACACAGAAAUCACAACUUCUGUCCAAUAGAGGAGGCUGUGCUGAAAUCUAAAAAGAAAAUCAGGACUGCACUGGCUCCACUGCAGAAGAAGCUAGAAGCCUUUAAUGCAGUGAAACUAAUCUGUGAUCAAACAGCAGAGCACAUCAAGAGCCAGACCCAGCACACAGAGAGACAGAUAAAGAUGGAGUUUGAGAAACUUCAGCAGUUCCUAAAAGAUGAAGAGGCAGCCAGGAUCACUGCACUGAGGGAGGAAGAGAAGCAGAAGAGUCAGAUGAUGAAGGAGAAGAUUGAGAAGAUGACAGAAGAGAUAUCAUCCCUUUCAGAACAAAUCAGAGCCAUAGAACAGGAGCUGGGAGCUGAAGACGUCUCAUUCCUGCAGAGCUACAAGGACACACAAAACAGAGCCCAGUGCACACUGGGAGAUCCAGAGAAGGUAUCAGGAGCGCUGAUUGAUGUGGCCAAGCACCUGGGCAAUCUGAAGUACAGAGUGUGGGAGAAGAUGCUGGGGACUGUUCAAUACACUCCUGUGACUCUGGACCUGAACACAGUUCAUCCCAAACUCUCACUGUCUGAGGAUCUGACCAGUAUGAGAUACAGUGAUGAGAGACAGCAGGUUCCUGAUAAUCCAGAGAGAUUUGAUGCGUGGUUGUGUGUGCUGGGCUCUGAGGGAUUCAGCUCAGGGAGACACUGCUGGGAUGUAGAAGUGGGGGAUGAUGAGUACUGGGGGGUGGGUGUGGUUAAAGAGUCCUUCAGCAGGAAAGGGGAUGUGGAUCUGAGCCCAGCAGGAGGAGUGUGGGGUAUAGAGCAGUACAGCAGUGGGGUGUACACAGCCCUGACCUCCACACCUACAGUCCUCACUGUGCAGAGGAAACUCCAGAGGGUCAGAGUGCAGCUGGACUGGGACAGGGGGGAGGUGUCAUUCUCUGACCCCAGUGACAACACUCCUCUCUACACUUUUAAACACUCCUUCACUGAGAGACUGUUUCCAUUCUUUGGUCCGUCUCCUCACAGGAUGCAGAUCUGUCCACUGAAGGUGUCUGUGAGUGAAAAAUAGCACCGUGGGAUUGUGGGUAAAUAUCCGCUGAAAUGUAUUUAGUCUGUAUUUAGUCACUUCUGAGCAGGUUUAUAAAAAUACUUGCAGAUGAAACAAAGAAAAUUUUCGAUAUAAUUUGAAAAGUAAAUGCGAGCAUUCCAUAGUGUUUCAUGAGAUAGGUUUCAUGAAUUUCAUAUCACCUCACAAUGUUAAUGCUGAGUAACUCCUGUGGUAUAUGGUGGUAUUUAAGUACACUGGUGUGUGUGAGUGUGAGUGUGAGUGUGUGUCUGUGAGUGUGAGUGUGUGUGUGUGUGAGUGUGAGUGUGAGUGUGAGUGUGAGUGUGAGUGUGUCUGUGUGUCUGUGUGUGUGUGUGUGUGUGUGUCUGUGUGUGUCUGUGUGUGUGUGAUGAGUGGAGUGCUGCUCUUUUCCUGACCCGUCACCAGUGUGUGAUGAGGUAAGUCUCUCCAGUGCAGUAUGAACGCAGACAGAGACAAAUACGCCCCUCAUACACUGGGUUUGGGUUCAUUCCACACUCACUUCAGCUGAUCUGAGAUCAGUUGUGAAACACAGAUAUGCUAGCUUUGGGUCUAUUUUAAUGUUGACUUCAGAUAUAUGCUUAAUAGCUACAAGCA